AUGGCGAGAGAGCAGCUGGGAGUGCUCACCGCGCUCGACGCCGCCAAAACCCAAUGGUACCAUUUCACCGCCAUCGUCAUCGCCGGCAUGGGUUUCUUCACCGACGCCUACGACCUCUUCUGCAUCUCCCUCGUCACCAAGCUCCUCGGCCGCAUCUACUACACCGACAUCACCUCCCCCAAGCCCGGCUCCCUCCCUCCCAACGUCGCCGCCGCCGUCAACGGCGUCGCCCUCUGCGGCACCCUUGCCGGCCAGCUCUUCUUCGGCUGGCUCGGCGACAAGCUCGGCCGUAAAAAAGUCUACGGCAUGACCCUCGCCGUCAUGGUCAUCUGCUCCGUCGCCUCGGGCCUCUCCUUCGGCAAGAGCGCCACCAGCGUAAUCUCCACGCUCUGCUUCUUCCGCUUCUGGCUAGGGUUCGGCAUCGGCGGCGACUACCCUCUCUCCGCCACGAUAAUGUCCGAGUACGCCAAUAAAAAAACACGCGGCGCGUUCAUCGCCGCGGUAUUCGCCAUGCAAGGGUUCGGCAUCCUGGCGGGAGGAAUCGUCGCACUCGCCGUCUCCAGCGCGUUCGACCACGCGUUCAAGGCCCCUACGUACGCCGCCGACAGGGCCGCCUCACUUCCCCCACAGGCCGACUACGUGUGGCGGAUCAUCCUCAUGUUCGGCGCCGUCCCCGCCGGUUUGACUUACUACUCCCGCAUGAAGAUGCCGGAGACCGCCCGCUACACCGCGCUGGUCGCGAAGAACGCGAAACAGGCGGCCCACGACAUGUCGAAGGUGCUCAACGUUGACUUAGAAGCCGAGCAGGAAAAAGUCAACGCGAUCACGGAGGAUUCCGCCAACAAAUUCGGACUGUUUUCGCGCCAGUUCCUGGCGCGACACGGGCUCCACCUCCUGGGGACCACGUCCACGUGGUUCCUCCUCGACAUCGCGUUCUACAGCCAGAACCUGUUCCAGAAGGACAUCUUCACCGCCAUCAACUGGAUCCCGCCGGCGGCGACGAUGAACGCGAUCCACGAGGUGUACAGGAUCGCGAGGGCGCAGACGCUGAUUGCGCUCCUGAGCACGGUGCCGGGGUACUGGUUCACCGUGGCGUUCAUCGACAGGAUGGGGAGGUUCAAGAUCCAGAUGAUGGGAUUCUUCUUCAUGACGGUGUUCAUGUUCGCGCUGGCGAUUCCGUACCACCACUGGACGCUGAAGGGGAACCAUAUUUGGUUCGUGGUGAUGUACGCGCUGACGUUCUUCUUCGCGAACUUCGGGCCCAAUGCGACGACGUUUGUGGUCCCCGCGGAGAUUUUCCCUGCGAGGCUGAGGUCGACGUGUCAUGGGAUAUCGGCGGCGGCGGGGAAGGCUGGGGCGAUUGUGGGGGCGUUUGGGUUUUUGUAUGCGGCGCAGUCGAAGGAUCCGGCGAAGGUGGAUAAAGGGUAUAGUACUGGGAUUGGGGUGAGGAACUCGCUGAUUGUGUUGGGGUGUAUUAAUUUCUUGGGGAUGGUUUUUACGCUGUUGGUGCCGGAGUCGAAGGGGCAGUCGCUAGAGGACUUGACCGGCGAGAAUGAAGAGGAGGUGUCGGCUGGAACGGGUACGGCUGUGAAUCCCGUGUAA
Molecule: messenger RNA, 1602 nt
Organism: Linum tenue
Lineage: Eukaryota; Viridiplantae; Streptophyta; Magnoliopsida; Malpighiales; Linaceae
Source: the annotation of a GenBank genome assembly